This is a messenger RNA of Phoenix dactylifera (date palm), 2719 nucleotides long. Its product is annotated as putative UDP-glucuronate:xylan alpha-glucuronosyltransferase 3. NCBI's taxonomy places the organism in Eukaryota, Viridiplantae, Streptophyta, Magnoliopsida, Arecales, Arecaceae. The record is from RefSeq and is a predicted model, not a curated record. Gene Ontology annotation, molecular function: glycosyltransferase activity.
UUUCUUUGAUUUUCUUAUCAAAACUGGUUUUUUCUUUGAUUUCCGUGGAUUGUCGGGCUGUUGGAUUCCUUCUGGUCGGUAAAUUUUUCAUGGCAUCAGCAUUAACUGUUCUGGGUCUGCCAUUUGUUUUUAAAUGUGGUUUCUUAGGCCGUCUCUUGUUUGGGAUUUUUUGUUGACCAUUUCUCCCUUGAGCUAUGCCCCUGUCUCUGUCAUGGUCUUUGAUUUGGUUUUCUCGUCUCAUCUCUAUGUGCUUGAUUUUUAUUAUUUAUAAUGGAUUCUUGUUUCAACCGAGCAGUUCCCUUCUUUAAUUAGCCGUCGUGUUGGUUGAGCUUGGAGUGAUUUAUAGCUUUUGUGAUUGUCGUAGCCAUCGGUCUGGAAAUAUCUUUAUUUGAUCUGUGAAUCAGUUGUCUAUGGUUGUGUAUAUUCUCACAUGAGAAUGAAUUCUUGUGCGGAUUGGAGAUCAGAUGAGGAAUUCUCCUGCUGCGGCCUGAUCAGUGAAAGAAGGUUCAUGGGCGCAUCUCCUGGUAACGUGGAAGCCCGGCACCGGUCGGCUGGAACCAAUGAUGAUGCAAGCAAAAGAAAAACACGACGAAGCAGAGUUUUUAAAGAAGUAGACAAGUUCAGCAUCCUUAUUUCGGAAAGGAGUUCAAGCUGCAAGUUUCAUUCUUUGAAACUUGUGUUGGUUAUCAUUAUAUGCGGCACAAUUUUAACACUUCUGUACUCUCCAGCUGUCCAUAAUGAGCAUCCCCUGCAGUCUGUUUCUCGGCCUGGCCUUGUAGAUCUUGGGUGGUUAUGGGACAGAACCAUUUCAGAUUCCCGAUACAUAUCACAUUCGGAUGUUGAUUGGGUGCAAAUAUCAUUAAUUAUAGAACAAGUGGGUCACAUGAAAGGAAAUCUCAAAAUUGGCUUACUGAAUUUCAACACUACGGAGAUCAGCUACUGGCAGCAGAUUUUACCAUGGGCAAAAACUUCUGUUGUACAUCUAGAUUAUGCCAACAGCAAUCUUACUUGGGAGGUUCUAUAUCCUGAAUGGAUUGAUGAGGAAGAAGAAUAUAAUGUGCCUGUUUGUCCUCCUCUUCCUGCACCGGAAGUUCCUAGAGGGUCAAAGUUUGACCUUGUUGCAGUUAAGCUUCCUUGUAGUAGGUCAGGAGGAUGGUCAAGAGACGUUGCAAGGUUGCAUUUGCAGAUUGCUGCAGCAAAACUUGCUUCCACUUCUGCCGAACGCCAGCCUCGGGUUCAUGUUCUUUUUGUAACUGAUUGCUUCCCAAUUCCUAAUCUCUUCACUUGCAAGGACCUUGUUAAACGGGAAGGAAAUCUUUGGCUGUACAGGCCUAACUUAAAAACCUUAAAGGAAAAGCUUCGGCUUCCUGUUGGAUCAUGUGAACUUGCUCUCCCGCUCAAAGCAAAAGUGCGGCCAUACUCAAAGACUGGACAUCGAGAAGCAUAUGCUACAAUACUUCACUCUGCACAUGUAUAUGUCUGUGGUGCAAUUACUGCAGCACAAAGCAUCCGUUUGGCAGGAUCGACGAGGGACCUUGUAAUACUAGUUGAUGAAACAAUAAGUGAACAUCACCGAAGUGGCCUUGAAGCUGCAGGGUGGAAGGUUAGGACGAUCCAAAGGAUCCGCAACCCAAAGGCUGAGCGUGAUGCCUACAAUGAAUGGAACUACAGCAAGUUCCGGCUCUGGCAGCUCACGGACUAUGACAAGAUCAUAUUCAUUGAUGCUGACCUGCUUAUCCUAAGAAACAUUGAUUUCCUAUUCACGAUGCCAGAAAUAACUGCUACGGGAAACAAUGCAACCCUAUUCAACUCAGGUGUGAUGGUCGUUGAGCCUUCAAACUGCACAUUCCAGUUGUUAAUGGAACACAUUAAUGAGAUAGAAUCUUACAAUGGUGGGGACCAGGGGUACUUGAAUGAGAUCUUUACAUGGUGGCACCGUAUUCCGAAGCACAUUAACUUCUUGAAGCACUUUUGGGAGGGUGAUGAAGAGAGCAUGAAAGUUAAAAAGACGCAGUUGUUCGCGGCUGACCCACCAGUUCUCUAUGUUCUUCACUACUUGGGGCUGAAGCCAUGGCUAUGCUUCCGUGAUUAUGAUUGCAACUGGAAUGAAGGCAUACUUCAGGAGUUUGCAAGUGAUGUAGCACAUGCAAGGUGGUGGAAAGUGCACGACACAAUGCCAGAAAACCUGCAGCACUUCUGUCUUCUUAAGUCAAAGCAGAAAGCUGCCUUGGAAUGGGACCGGAGGCAGGCUAGGAAGGCAAACUUUCCUGAUGGACACUGGAAGCGGAACAUAACUGAUCCAAGACUACAUAUCUGCUUUGAGGAGUUCUGCUUUUGGGAAAGCAUGCUGUGGCAUUGGGGCGAGACAAAUUUGACAAAUGACAGCCCUGUCCGAGCAACUCCCACUGUAGCUCUACCUAGUUUAUAAUCUGUACUCUCUCCUCACUCCUGCUUUCUGUUUCUUUCUCCAUCUUCUCAUUUUACAGUUUUCAUAGUUAGAUUGGUAUUCGCCUGAUUCCAACCUGUCUCUAGAUCUUCACCUUAUGACACCUUUCAUAGACAUCCUUCCACCGGCUUUUAAAGUGUGAAGCUGGCCAUGUCUGGGCUUAGGUACAUGCUUUGUUCCUGGGUGUCAUAGGUUUCAACUGUUCCAUUGUAUCAAUGGCUGGAAUUUUUUUUUUGGUGGAUAAUACAUAUGCUUUACUGAUUUUUUCAACAA